UCAUGAGUGAAAGGAAUAUCGAUCUGAACUGUGAAUUUGUAGUUCCUAAAUCUGUUUCAAUUGCUCUUGCUGAAAUUUCCGCCAUUGAUGAUCCGUCCCAGAAACUCUUGAAGCUUUACUCCCUUCUACAAGCCUUAGAAGAAGAGGCAAAGAAAAUCUACGUCAUUAGACGUGAAGUCCCUUAUGCUACGAGUCUUCUCACUGACGAAAUCGAGACGGUAAGGGGAGAAUAUUUGAAGCUAAAAGGAAAGGAAAAGUUGCCGGCGCUCGCAUCGGUGGAGGUGGAAGAGUUUGUACCGUUGAAGGGUAGUUCUAACGGUGACCGAGGGACAACACAGUCAAACGAUCAAGGCGAAAAAAUGAACUGGAUGGGCUCCACUGGGCUCUGGAACCACCCUGUUACGUCCCACAAUUCUGAUUCCAGAAAACCAAGCAACCAACUUUUCCCCACAAGACUUGGUUGUGUCAAUCAGAGCAUUCAAUUAUUUGUACCGUACAAGACUAUGACAGCGGAGGAGGCGGCGGCGCUAAAAGCAGAUGCUUUACCAGUCCUCGCUUUAUCGCUGUCUCCGCCAUUUGUGCCGCAAUCGGUGGUUUAUAAAAGCUCAUAUCAUUCUCAUUCCUCAAAGACGUUGAAUAAGCAAGAACAGAGGAAACCGAGGCGGUGUUGGUCGCCGGAGCUUCAUCAGGGGUUCGUCGACGCCCUUGAUAAGCUCGGUGGAGCACAAGCAGCGACACCGAAGCAGAUUAGAGAAAUUAUGAAUGUUGAUGGUCUCACCAAUGAUGAAGUCAAAAGCCAUUUGCAGAAAUAUAGGCUUCAUGUGAGGAGGCUGACUGCGUCUCCGCCUCCGUCAACCUCAACUGGUGCGCACUCUAGCUUGCCGGAGGGCCUACUUCACCUAGGGGUUCCGGCGACCUGCAGGGAGGUUUCAGUGACGGUGACAGGUCUCAACGCCAUGGAGGAGUCAGAGGAAGAGGAAUCAGUGAGAGGGUUUUGAUGGAUGGACAGUAACAAGAAGUGAAUUUUGCAUAUUAUAAUAUAAGUUAAGGUGGCCGCAAAACUGAGGUGCUGCUGAUGAGUUCUUUUGUUCUAUAGAGAAGGGGGGAAUAUAAUAUCAUUCUUGGUGGGUUUUCGACUUUUGACAAUUUCAAUUUUCAUAUAGUUCGUUUGACAUUAUUAACUUGUUUGUUUUAAUCAUGUUUUCAGUCUUCUUCAUUUAGGAUUUAGUGGGAAGAAG
Molecule: messenger RNA, 1238 nt
Organism: Ipomoea triloba (trilobed morning glory)
Lineage: Eukaryota; Viridiplantae; Streptophyta; Magnoliopsida; Solanales; Convolvulaceae
Product: transcription factor HHO3-like
Exons: 5
Coding region: 3-998 (331 amino acids)
Biological process (GO): regulation of DNA-templated transcription
Molecular function (GO): DNA-binding transcription factor activity; DNA binding
Source: RefSeq, a predicted model, not a curated record